This is a messenger RNA of Elaeis guineensis (African oil palm), 2037 nucleotides long. RefSeq names its product U-box domain-containing protein 18. Gene Ontology annotation, molecular function: protein binding; ubiquitin-protein transferase activity. Lineage: Eukaryota; Viridiplantae; Streptophyta; Magnoliopsida; Arecales; Arecaceae. Gene Ontology annotation, biological process: protein ubiquitination. The record is from RefSeq and is a predicted model, not a curated record.
AUGUCUCGUAUACCCAAACGCCGGAUUCUAACUCUUCCAGCGAUCCAUCCCUGCGAGUCCGUCUCCCCCGCCGCCCUCCUCCACGCCCUCAUCGCUCUAUGCCGCGAUAUCGCGGCCCAUCGCUCCCACGCCUUCCCAAUUCACCGACGAAGCGCCCGCGAAACCAUCCGGCAGGUCGGCGCCAUCCUCGAAUUCCUGGACGAUAUCCGCGAUCGCGGAGCCACCCUUCCCGGCUCCGUGGUCGUGAGCUUCUCCGAGCUCCACGUCACUCUCCAGAAGAUCCGGCACCUCCUCCAUGACUGCGCCCGGCGGGGCACCCGCCUCUGGCUCCUAAUGCGGUCAGACCGGGUGUCGUGCGAUUUCCGGAUCCUCAUCCGGUCAAUCGCCACCGUCCUCGAUGUCCUUCCUUUGGAGUCGAUCGAUGCGGCGCCGGAAGUCAAGGAGUUGAUCCGGCUUGUCAAGAGGCAAGCGUGGAAGGCGGCAAUCGAGACCGACCCUGCCGACAACCGGGCGGUGCGGAGCGUAGGGUCGAUGCUGAGCCAAUUCAGGAAUGGUGUCGCUCCGGCUCGAAGCGAUCUCAGGCGGCUGUUGGAGCACUUGCACAUUCGAAGCUGGUCGGAUUGCAACGAAGAGAUCGCAUUCUUGGAAGAGGAGAUCUUUGCAAGCCCGGAUGAUGACGAUGAUAAAGUGGCCCUCCUCGGUAGCUUGAUGGGAUUCAUGGUCUACUGCCGCGUGGUUCUGUUUGAUGCCAUGGACGGCAACAGGAGCGAUCACAAGGAAUGCAAGCUCCAAGAAGAAGUCAUCGAACAUCUGUACCUAGAAGAUCUGCGGUGCCCGAUCUCUCUCGAGCUCAUGACAGACCCUGUAACAUUGGCUACAGGGCAGACCUACGACCGCGCAUCGAUAGUAAGAUGGUUCAAAGCCGGGUAUCUCACAUGCCCGGUAACCGGCAAGAAGCUGGCCGGCACAGAAUUAGUCCCCAACGUGACAAUCCGAAAGCUUGUCGAGCAAUUUUGCCACAGCAACAACAUAUCAAUCACCAACGCAAGCGUCCAACAGAAACGAGAUCUCGCCAGGACCGUCUCACCCUUCAGCCCAGCAGCAGCAGGAGCCAUGAGAAUGGCUGCUGCUUUCCUGGUUGACAAGCUCUCGAAUGGACCAAACCUAGAGAAGCACAGAGCAACUUAUGAAAUCCGAAAGCUUUCCAAGUCCAACCUCUUCUACAGAGCUUGCUUGGUGGAAGCCGACUCAAUUCCAUGGCUUCUCUAUCUACUCUCCUCAGGAGAUCCUUCGAUUCAGGAGCAUGCAGUGGCUGGCCUCUUGAACCUUUCCAAGCAUCCUCAAGGUCGCAAGGCUAUCUUCGAAACUGGCGGCCUAAGUCUGAUAGUUCAUGUCAUCAAAACGGGUUUAAAGAUGGAUGCCAAGCAGAAUGCAGCAGCGGUCCUCUUCUACCUUUCAUCAGUUGAAGAGUACCGAGUAGACAUUGGAGAAAUCCCAGAGGCGAUUCCAACACUCAUAGGGCUGUUAAGAGACGGUGCAUACCGAGGAAAGAAGAAUGCCUUGGUUACUUUAUUUGGACUGCUUCUGCAUCAUGGCAACCACCCAAAGGUAUUGGCAGCAGGAGCAAUCCCGGUUCUCGCCGAUCUUUUGCAGACCAAAAGGGAGGAUCUUGUUAUCGAUUCUGUUGCGGUUCUUGCGACAAUAGCAGAAAAACAGGAAGGAACAAAUGCAAUUUUGAGGUCUGCUGUCAUUCCUCAUGUUGUUGAAGUUCUCCGGUCCACCCCAUCCCGGUCUACAAGGGAGUCCUGUGUCUCUAUCUUGCUGUCUCUGUGCAACAAUGGUGGCUCAAAAGUGGUGAGUCUACUAGAGAAAAUGCCUUCACUUAUGCCAUCACUAUACUCCCUUGUCACAGAAGGCUCUCCUCAGGCUGGUAAGAAGGCCAGGUCACUGCUCAAUCACAUCCACAGCUUCCAAGAGCAAGGCCGCCAUGCCAUUUUGACACAACCAAUCCAAGAUGACAUUGUUCAUGCACAAUGA